Molecule: messenger RNA, 8555 nt
Organism: Orbicella faveolata
Lineage: Eukaryota; Metazoa; Cnidaria; Anthozoa; Scleractinia; Merulinidae
Product: sushi, von Willebrand factor type A, EGF and pentraxin domain-containing protein 1-like
Molecular function (GO): calcium ion binding
Source: RefSeq, a predicted model, not a curated record
CGCCGCCAUAAGGGUAAAUACAAUUUCUUUUUUUUUGAAGAAGGUAAAAAAUCAAUAUCAAAUUUAAUUUUUGCCUUCUGGAAAAAGAAAUAACUGUUUGGUAGCUUCAAUACCUGAUUUAGGAUGUUUUUAAUUUGUAAUUUUUUGACAUUUUUUUUCCUUCCUUUUGCCAACGAAAAUUGCCCUCCGAAGACAAACAGAUAGUAUUUACAGAGCUCUGAAUGAGUUGGCGAUUGGGGGUAACUUAAAUAAAUAAAUAAACAAACAGAGAAAAAAAUUCUCAUACAUUCACUUUUAAUUUAGUUACAGUUCAAUAAUGGCUGAAAAACAUCUCAGAUCUUUAGCUCAUGUUUUACAAGGUAUUCUCCUGUUAAAAAACACUCAAAUCGCUAUCAGCGUGAUGUUAAUAAUACAGCUGAUAUUACUUCUCGACCAUAUUUACGAUUUAAACAUUAUUACUGCUGAGCUCAGUUUGCUAAGAACAGCUAUAAGCAUUUCAACUGUUUACCCACCUGUUAUGAGCGUGAGAAAUCUCCAUCUGGCAGCUCAAGCACAAAACGCCAUAAUUAUUUUUGAUAAUCAGGAUCAACGACUCUUAUGGGUAAACGCGUCUCAACAUGCGCUCCGUAAGAGUUUUUUCCGUUGUGUUAUUCCUCUUGGCUUUCUUAUUUCCAGAAGUUAUCCCGGCGGACAUUCAGGGUAAACUAGAGCUGGAGAAUUUCCAGAGAUCCCACAACGAUUCAAUAUCAGAUCUUAUUUUCCUGUUGGAUACUUCUGGAAGCUUAUGGUACUAUGACUACGCGAGCAAGUCGUCAAAAAUUGGCUUUGACGAUGAAAAGGUUUUCGUUAAUUCUUUAUUAAGCCAUAUUCGGAUCAGUUUACCGUCAACUCGAGUCUCCGUAGCUUUAUUUGGCACUGACGCUACGCUUGAUAUCAACUACGUCAGCAAUUUGAAAGCGAACAAUCACAAGUGUAACUUUAAGAAGAGCUUUCAGGCUUUGAAGUUUCGCUCGGGACUUACCAAUAUGCAUGAUGCAUUCCAGUACGCUUAUGAUAUUAUCUUCGGCACGUUGAGUGCCCAGAAAAGGCCAAACCAGUUGGCCAAAACAGCCGUUUUUGUUCUCACGGACGGAAUGUGGAACCGAGGUGGAGAUCCUUAUCCGGUUGCGAAAAAGCUGAAAGAUGGCAACAUUGAGAUCUUCUCAAUUGGAGUGACGAAUGGUGUCAACAUGAACGUAAUGCGGCAGCUUGCCACAGACAACAGCCACGCGUUUCAUUACAGCUCCUUUACUCAGUUUAGAGAGUUAGCGAAUUAUCUGCGAGGAGAUCCGUAUGAAAGGGACUGGGAACUUGGUCAGACAAGAAGUCUAUGUGGUUCAUGUGACAAUUUAGCAGAUUGCGCAUGCGGUCUUCUAAGUGGCGAAUAUAAGUGCUCCUGCUACCAAGGUUAUUAUGGAAGCGGAUACACUAACGACUGUCAUGAGUGCCCGUAUUCUACCUACAAAGACUUCACUGGCUUCGCUAAGUCCUGUAUUGCGUGCCCCGCCAACUCACGUCAUAGUAGAAUUGGUAGCAGCAGCCGAGCGCACUGUCACUGCAUUGAAGGAUAUGAAGGCAAUCCAGCUGGAUAUGUGGAAUGUAAAAUAAGAACGUGUGACCAGUUUCCAGUUCCCCCGAACGGUAUGAUCAAGGGCGGUCAGUGCAACCAAGAGUACCAGUCCACUUGUGAAUUGAUUUGUAAAACAGGAUACGAACUGAGUGGGAAUGGAAAAAGGACUUGCGGAAUCACUUCACUGGGUACAAUUAAGUGGAGCGGAAGUGAUCCACAGUGUAAUCAAAUUGUGUGUCAAGUGAUUCAAGUUACGAACGCAAAUCCUCCAAGUGGCACGUGUUCAAAGAAUGACUUAUCAUAUGGUACCACGUGCACAUUCAAAUGUGACCGUGGUCAUAUUUUACAAGGCAAUCCUGUGCGGCAGUGUCAACAAGAUAAGACUUGGUCAGGAUCUGAGAACACUUGUGAACCGGUAAAAUGUCCGAAGCUUAAUUCGAUCUCUCUGAGCCAGGUGACUCCUCCUGAAUGUGUGACCACAGAGUUGAAAUUUGACUCACACUGUGUAUUCAAGUGUCCACAAGGCUACUUUUUUGAGGGCACACAAGACAGGUCUACUUUGAGGUUCUGUCAGACAGACGGUACCUGGACUGGAGAGCACAAGCCUUGUGUAGACAGUGAACCACCGGUGAUAACUUGUCCCGAGGACAUAACAACCAACAACAGUCUUCACCAGGAUCACGCAGUGAUAACAUGGGUUGAGCCUGCAUACAGCGAUAACUCACUUGGCAUUGAUCCAUUGGCCGAAGUAACUGUUAGCAGCAACUUCAAGUCAGGACAGAAGUUUUUGAUCGGCAGCCACACAGUGCAAUAUACAGUGAGGGAUAGAGCCGGCUUAACAGCUAAAUGUUCCUUUGAUGUCGUGGUAUUAGAUAAUGAAGCGCCGUACUUUACAUCAUGCCCUGAAGACAAGUUGGUUAUAACAACUGGACAGUCGGAACGAGUGCAGUGGGUCAUCCCUGAAUUCCUGGACAAUUCUAAUAGAACACCACUUGUUGAAAACAACAAGAAUCCUGGAGCACAUUUCUAUAUUGGAGAGGUUUUUGUCUUUUAUGUGGCUAGAGACCAGUCUGGUAAUUUUAAUGACAGUUGUGCCUUCAAAGUGCACGUGAAAGCCAAAUCUUGUGAGAUAUACCCAGCUCCAAUAAAUGGCGCCUUAGCCUGUAACGCGUGGGGUGUUAGUAAUCGAUACUGUCAAGUCAGCUGUAACGAACAAUUCGACUUUGCAUUUCCACCUGCUCUCAACUAUCUUUGUGGAAACGGAAAGUGGACGACAAUACCACCGUCUCCUGUGCCAUGGCCAGACUGCUCCGUGCGUUACACACCUGGCAAAGCUCGCAUGGCUUUAGUUCCAGAGUUCUUCUAUUACUCUGGCGACUGCAACAGCCAAGAGGCACAAGACCAGAUCAAACUGAAUUUCGUCAAUUUACUCAGCCAAAUGUUUGUUCCAUCGAGUCUCUGCAGAGAUCACCCUGCCGACUGUACUGUUGAUAAUGUUAAUGUCUUCUGCGGAGCUACUACCUCGUCUAAACGUCGUCGACGACGAUCCGUUCGUGAGGUGUACGUCAGGGUCGAUAUUGUAGCGCAGGAGAAAGCAAGUGCUGGUUCACAAACGUUAUCACAGCUGGAACAAAUCCUGGACAAUGACGCUAAGCCCCUGUUGGAUCAACAGGCAAAGUCGUUUGAUUGGAGUCCAUUAAGAUCGUCAACUGAUCUUGAAUAUCAGACUUUCUCUAUCACAGACGCUGAGGCGUACUGCUCGGACGCUGGAGCUGUUGUGGGCAAGUGUGACUCACUUGAGACUGGCUGUGAUGGACUCACCAAGCCACACAGUUUGUGUCAAUGUAACAAGGACUCAGGAGCAAUUGAAAAGUGCAUCCGCUGUCCAAAAGGAACGUACUAUGAUUUAUUACAUGAAGAAUGUAUCAAGUGCUCACCUGGAAGCUACCAGAGCGAAGAGGGACGCUUUGAGUGCUACAAAUGCCCCGAGGGAACAUCCACUGUAGGAGAAGAUUCCAAGAACUUUACAGCUUGCAGAGAAAAGUGUAAGCCAGGGUUUUUUUCACCUAAUGGACUCGCCAAGUGCUUUCCUUGUCCAAGCGGGACUUAUGCAUCCGGUCUAAUGAACACAAACUGCACUUCCUGUCCAGCGGGUACAACCACUAUACUUCCGGCAGCAGGAGGACGAGAGGAAUGCGGAAUGAAAUGUGCCCCUGGUACGUAUUCAGAAAAUGGCGUAGAGCCUUGUGUUCCGUGUGCUAAGGGCUCAUAUCAAAGUGGGAUAGGAGCCCUAUCGUGUGCAGAGUGUACUGGUAGAAAGUCCACGUAUGGACCUGGAGCUGAUUCUGCAGAUAUGUGUGUAGCUAUUGACAACUGUUCGUCGAACCCGUGUAAUAAUGGCGGCACCUGUUCUGACUUAAAGGACGACAUCUUGUGUGAAUGUAAGCCAGGAUAUUCUGGAAAAUUUUGUGAAAGCGAGAAUGACGAAUGUUUGUCUGAUCCUUGUUACCAAGGAGCAACAUGUGUGGACAAGGUAAACGGCUACGAAUGCGUCUGCGCCCCAGGAUUCAGCGGUCUGCAGUGUGACAUUCCGUCGCAGGUUUGUGGUCCAAACGUUUGUCAGAAUGGCGCCAAGUGUGUUGUGCAACCGCCAGACUUCAUUUGUGAGUGUCCGUCUGGUUAUGGCGGAAAAUUUUGCGAAAUGAAAAUUGACCACUGCGUUUCAUCCCCGUGUCAUAAUUAUGCCACGUGUAAGAGUUUGGCCGAGGGAUAUCAGUGUUCAUGUAGACCUGGGUACGAAGGAGUGCAGUGCGAGAGAAACACCGAUGAAUGCGCUGGCGAUCCUUGUCAGAACAAUGGAACAUGUGUAGAUGGCGACAACAGGUAUACUUGCACCUGUAAAGCUGGUUUUACAGGAGUGCAGUGUGAAACGAGUAUCAAUGAGUGCUUGUUGGAACCUUGUCGUAAUGGCGGACAGUGUGUCGACAAGGAAAAUGGGUUUGAGUGCAUUUGCAAGCCCACCUACUCUGGAGCGACCUGCACUAAAAAAUUGUGUUUCGCGUAUGAUCUUUCCUUUCCUCACCGGGUUGCCACCUCCUCCUCAAGUGUGUCUAACAUUCCAGACAUGCAAGCUUUUACUAUUGCUUUCUGGCUUCGCACGGAUGACACAGAAAACCCGGGGACCCCCCUGUCUUACUCUAACGUGGUGGAAGGCAAACUUCAAGACAAUGCACUUGUAAUACAGGAUUAUGGCGCCUUCGAACUGCAUAUAAACAAUGAAAAGCUGUUCAUUGGGACGUCAGCUAAUGAUGGCAAGUGGAAUCAUGUGGCUGUCACGUGGGACAGCAAUGGAGGGAAAUGGAUCUUUUACAAAAAUGGACAAGAAGUGAAGAGAUACUCACAGGCCUUCCAGUCAGGAGCCGUGAUCCGUGGAGGAGGUGUCAUGGUGCUAGGUCAGGAGCAGGAUUCGUUAGGGGGCUCCUUCAGUCCUGAAGAAGCCUUCACUGGAGAUCUCAGCCAGUUAAAUGUAUGGGACAAAGUUCUCUCGCCCCAAGAUAUCUACAAUCUGGUGCGAAGUUGUCAUGGGAAACAAGGAAAUGUGAAGGCCUGGGCUGACUUCCGUGAGGGGCUUCAAGGAGUAUACGUGUUGACGUCCAAGCCUUUUGCCUGUUUAUUUACCAAUGCUCUCAGAGGCUUUUCAGCAAAACGGGACGCCCGUCUUGCAAACAACGAUGACAAAGUCUUGUCCGGAAAGACCGCUGAACAAUGUGCAGAUGCCUGUGAGAAAGAGAAUUCGUUUCCAUGCAGAUCGUUUGAUUAUGACAGGAAUGGAACCACGUGUUACCUCAGUAGGGAGGCCUCUGGUGAUGUUGGACUGACGCCAGUCAAAGGGUUUGACUACUAUCAAAUGAGCUGUACUGAAACACUUGGUGUACAAAGCAAGGCCAUCCCUGAUUCCGCCAUGACAGCAUCAUCAUCACUUGCCUCUAACAGUCAACCAAAGGUGGCACGGCUGUAUGCUCCACAGGCCAGCGGUCUACAAGGAGUCGUGGACAGCAGGGGUGGUUGGAGCCCGCAGACAUCUGAUCACCAGCAGUUUCUACAAAUUGACUUAAGUGAUGUAUACAAAGUAACAGGCGUGGCCACCCAGGGUGGGGAUGGAUUAUCGGAAUGGGUUACGUCAUAUAAGUUGCAAUAUACUGUGGAUGAUAGCAUGUGGCAAUACUACAGCCAGACUCUUUCUGGUAAUACAGAUUCCAACACAGUAGUUAAACAGGAAGUUCAAACCUUCACGGCUAAAAUGGUCCGAUUCAGGCCCCAGACAUGGAAUGUAAAGAUAACCAUGAGGGUUGAGAUGUACGGCUGUCUUGCAGAUCCAAUACCUCCACCACCCACCAUAGCUGCGUCUCGAAGAAAACGUAGAAAUGAAAUCCUUGCACGAAAACGCAGGGCAGCAGCAGGAGUAAAUGAAUGCAAUACAAGUCCUUGUAAAAAUGGCGGAAAAUGUUUUGACCUUUACUACGGCUUUAGAUGCCAAUGUACCAGUGGAUACGAAGGAGACACAUGCGAACUUGCUUCCGCGUGUAGCGAGGUAGGAGUCCCUCUCAAUGGUCAAAGGUCUUCAUCUAACUACAAUCAUGGAAGCACUAUAACAUUUUCUUGUAACGCUGGAUUCUCUGUCCAUGGCUCGGCCUCCAGGACCUGCAGCCAUGGACAUUGGAGUGGGACUAGGGCUGAAUGUAAAGACGUGGAUGAAUGCGCCGAAGGUCGUUGUACUCAGCAAUGCGUAAACACUCUUGGUGGUUUCAUGUGUUCGUGUAAUCCCGGUUACUCUUUAAACAGCGAUGGCACGACAUGUGAUGACGUGAACGAGUGUUCAUUAGGCUUGUGUAGCCACAGCUGCCAUAACUCUCCGGGAACAUUCCGUUGUUCCUGUCCCACCGGUAUGGAACUCGCCCCUGGGGGACGAUCCUGCCGAGACAAAGAUGAAUGCACUUCAAACAACGGUGGCUGUGAACAUAUUUGUGCAAACAGCUAUUUAAGCUAUGGUUGUCAUUGUCGUGGAGGAUACACCGCUGCAGUCGACAACAAGAACUGUAACGAAAAACUAUGUCCGUCCAUUACUGCUCCGGCCAAUGGCGCUGUAUCUAUAGCUGGUGACCCAAUUCUAGGAAAUAUCGCCACUUUCAAGUGUAAUGCGGGUUAUCAAUUAAAGGGAUCUCAAAAACGAAUCUGUUCAGCAAAUGGGCAAUGGUCUGGUGUUCAGCCGACAUGUAACGCCGGGCGGUGCAUCGACGUGGGAACAGUCAAAUAUGGUACUCGUCAGGGGAGUGGCACUAGUUAUGGAAGCAGUGUUAGUUUCUCGUGUAAUAGCGGAUAUGGUCUGGUAGGCUCCGCCCAGCGUCUCUGCGAACAAAAUGGAAUCUGGAGCGGACAACAGCCUAGAUGUGUUCGUGCUGACUGUCCACAAUUAUCCGCUCCAGCGGAUGGUUCGGUUGAAGGAUACCGUCGAGAAACAGGCAGCACUGUCCGUGUGUCGUGUGACAAAGGAUACAAAGUCCAUCCAGACAGUUCAUCGUUUAGGAGCUGCCAAGCGGACAAGCAGUGGUCUGGGGCUGAUCCAAUGUGUCAACUUAUAGACUGCGGUGAUCCAGGCACUCCAUGGCAUGGCUACCUACACGGAGCUGAUUUCCACUAUGGCAGCACGGUAACGUUUUCUUGCCGCCCCCAGCAUCACCUAGAAGGAGACACUCAACGAGUAUGUCAGGGAGAUGGCCAGUGGAGUGGACAGCAGCCCAAGUGUUUGGAAAGGUCAUGUGGAAAUCCUGGUUCGCCAGCGAAUGGGAUAAAGAUUGGAACUAACCAUACAUACGGCGCAUCCAUCCAGUUCACAUGUAAUCAGGGAUACACAUUGCAAGGCCCACAACAACGAACCUGUCUGACCACAGGCCAGUGGUCAGGCUCACAGCCAACAUGUCAGAUCGUGAGUUGCGGUGAUCCGGGGUCCUUGGCAAACGGUUUUAGAAUCGGUGACAAGUUUACUUAUGAGGAACGAGUAAUCUACGACUGUAAUGCUGGCUACAAACUUCAAGGAUCUAUCAUCAGAAAGUGUGAAGCCAAUGGUCAGUGGUCAGGCUCAACUGCUAGUUGUGUUGCGUCAAACUGUGGGAACGUUCUUCACGGCCCCUCAGGUUCUUUCCAAUCCUCCAACUUUCCAAAUAACUAUCCGAACAACGAGUACUGUACUUGGGAGAUUCAAGUACCUCAAGGAAAGAAGGUUCGUCUUGAGUUCGAGGAGCUAAGGACUGAAGAGAACAAAGACUUCGUGUUCGUUUAUGAUACAGGCAAAACCGAUCCGGUCGUAGCUUUCAGCGGUGUCAAAGACAAACCACGGGUAAUAACUUCCUCCGGAAACAGCUUAAGGGUCAGAUUCAUCGCAAACGGUGACAACUCUAACAAUGGAUUUAAAGUUUCUUAUAGACAGACAGACUGUGGAGGAAUACUGAUUAGCGAAACAGGAGAAAUACGCUCUCCUGGUUUCCCAAAUGGUUACCCUCCAAACCUGAGCUGUACAUGGCUUAUCUUCAUCCCCAACAAACAAAUCGGUCUGACACUGGACGAAUUUAAGACAGAAAAUGCUUAUGACCGUCUGGAGGUCGCUCAUGGACCCUGGGUAACCGCGCCUCUCGAGAUAGCCUGGAGCGGUCCCAGUCCACUAUCAGGCCAAGUGGUCACAACUCAGUACAUGUGGGUCCAUUUCAUAACCAGUGCGCAAGACAAUGGAGUGUACAAGGGAUUUCGUGCCACAUACAAACCAUACGUCCCUUACUCAAAGAAGAAAUGAACGAGAAUUAAUAAAUCAGGAACGUCAAAAUGUACUGUAGCUUGUAGAGUUAUCAAUUGAAACAAUGUAUGAUGAGCUGUGAAUAAAUAGACAUGACAUAUA